This is a messenger RNA of Caenorhabditis auriculariae, 2211 nucleotides long. NCBI's taxonomy places the organism in Eukaryota, Metazoa, Nematoda, Chromadorea, Rhabditida, Rhabditidae. The record is from the annotation of a GenBank genome assembly.
AUGCUAGUGUGAGCUUAUGGACACCAGUUUGGAAUACUCGAUUUCCUUUCAGACAGAAUUUCGACAAGACUGAGGGCCACCAUGUCAGUGGCAACUUCUCGCAGUGAGUGAUUAUGAAAAUCCGUUCGAUGUGAUUUUUUAUUCCGGUCUCGAAGCGCUCAGUCCGACUCAUCCAAUCUUAUAAAGUCUUCUAUUGAGCGGUGCGUCGGGAACAGCUUUUUGUAUUUAUUUAUUUUUUUCAGAAGCAUCAUUUUUUCUUCAGCAAAAAAUAAACUCUAAAAUGUUACUCUUUAUGCUCCAAAUGUUUUCAGACCUGCGGCUGAUUAUCUUCCAGGCUUCGUGGCCGCCAACCGGAAAGAUAUCAUUGAAAAUAUUUCGCUCUACCAUAACCUGUCGAAGGAGACGGGGUAUGUCAGAUGAAGAAAUGAAAGCUCUUGUAUUAAGAAAUUCAAAAAAAGAUCUUGACACGAUAAUGAGAGAUAUUGUCAAGUAGGUGGAGAGCGCAGACACGCCACGCCCCCUCAACGUCCCAAAAUAGCCGUGAAUCGGCUAUAUUGAUCUGUAACUUUUCUGGCCAAUAUUUCUUGUCAGCUUAAAAUUAGUUUUGAUUAUAAUUAGUCAUAACUAGGAAUUCCUGCCACCGAAUUUUGGACCAGAUCACCUCAGACAGUUUCCUCGUCACAACACGAUGCAAACUUGCAGACCUGAGUACAUCUACACGAUCACGUGGACGUCUUCGAGUCGCGACGCGGAAAAGCGUUGGCGAAAGCGUUCGGUCGAGAAGAAGACCGUCGACGCGCUCGAGGUGCGGACGCCUCCUCCAGCCGUCGUCUGCGAUGGGCCCUGCAACAGCGUCGUCCCGCUCACCAACAUCAUCCAGUUCGGAAACUGCGACCACAACGUCUGCACCGCCUGUCUCACCAGCCACAAGAGCGUACCCAAUUUCGACGGUUUGUUCAUCAAAGAGUUGUCUCGGAAUUGUUUUCUUUCUACGCCUUUGUACCGCUUGAAAUGCCCCAAGCCUACCAACCCUUCAAAAAGUCGAACUUGUGACCCUUUAGACCGUAGGCAGGCACAUAACCUGUCGCGUUACGGCAGACCGUUAAAGAGUGGUAUCAUAUUUGUAAAUUUUUUUUUGCCAGUUGCAGUUCUGUGCUAAAAACAAUCGUAGCAGUCAGUGAGAAAAGUUAUAGAUGAAAAAAAAAAUCGUUUCUAUUUUUCAACCCGAAAAAAGUUUCAGAAAAUAUUUUCACCAGGGUCAGCUCUUUCCAAUAUUCAGAAUUGAGCCCUAUAACUUAUAUAGGCUAUAAGCGGCAAAAAAUGUUUUCAAACCUUUUCGUCAUUUUUUUAAAUUUGAAAUCAACUUUAAAACUGCAUUCAGUAAACCUAGUUUAAAAUAAAAAUCUUUUUCUAGUCAGCUCUAACGAUUUUCAUCCCGUUUUAUAAUUUAUAAAUCACAAUUUUCAGGAUCUCCUGGAUGCUGCAAUGAGGCUUGUGUGAAGCUAGCAAGGGACCUCGGAGAGUGAGUUGUUGGGAAAAAAACCAGAAAAUAUUUUUGAUCAGAAGUCUUCAUGGAGGCAUCACCUCGUCGUCCAGUAUGAGCGCCAUUUCGGUGAUUCUUACCAGGAUUCUUUUGAGAAAAUCUCCUUUUCAGACUCGUGCCCCUUGUGAGACAAUCGUCAUUUACGUCAGUCUGUUAGAAAAGGUUUUUUUUUUAACAUCUUCAAGUGAUUGGAAAAUGGUAAAGAAGGAAUAGAUGUUUUUGCAAAAGAAAAAUAGGGUCGCGGGAAUCGAACCUGCCACCUCCGAGUGAUCGUCGAGCGCACUGUCACUGAGCCAAGCUUCCAAAUAGUCCUUCUCUUCAGAUGCGACACAACACGGUUCGCACGCAGUUCGAGUUUGAACUCUCCUCUUCCGACCGCGUCUCGAUCCUUCCCAAGCUACUCAGCAAGCACGAGUAGGAUGGAAUUAUGCAUUUUUUUUUUUCAAAACUAUCCACCUCAGGAGAGUUCUCACCGACGCCGCCGUCUACUAUAGCUCCUCACGUCCCAAGACAAAGUCUGAUAUGGUCGGGACAUGAGAACGACAAAAUGGUUUGAUAAACGGAUUCAGAUGCAACUCUCGCUAAAUUCUCGACUUCGUUUCCUCGACCUGGUCGAUGACAACACGUCGCUUUUCAUCGUCAUCGCCGGCAAGGGUGUACGUGUCUGA